UCUCGCUGCAUCAGGAGAAAGCAGGUGAAGGAAGCCCAUCUGUCGUGAAGCUGUGACACGAAUAGAAACAGUCUGAGAAUUAGCAAAGGGAAGAAAACCAUCGAUUGCUAUCCGCGAUUGCUAUCGGGAGUGCAAUGAACAUCAGUCGUUACAGCCAGAAGUGUUUAGGCACAGGCAGUACACGGAAUCUGACUGGAGGGAAUGAAUUACAGAAAAAUGAAAACCUACCCAGCCAUUGGUUUCUUCCUGCUCUUCGUGAUCAGCUAUGGCUCUUCUGAAAACUCCAGCACGCCGCGGGGGUGCGGACUGGACCUUCUCCCUCAGUACGUUUACCUGUGCGACCUGGAUGCCAUCUGGGGCAUAGUGGUGGAGGCCGUUGCGGGGGCAGGUGUGCUGACCACCUUGCUGCUGAUGCUGAUCCUGCUGGUGAGGCUGCCCUUCAUCAAGGACAAGGAGAAGAAGAGCCCCCUGGGAAUGCACUUUCUCUUUCUGCUCGGGACGCUGGGACUGUUUGGGCUGGCGUUUGCGUUCAUCAUACAGGAGGAUGAGACGGUGUGCUCCACCCGAAGGUUUCUGUGGGGAGUUAUCUUUGCUCUGUGUUUCUCAUGCUUGCUAGCUCAAGCCUGGAGACUUCGUAGACUAGUUCGACAUGGGAAGAGUCCGUCUGGCUGGCAUCUAGCUGGUGUGGCAAUCUGCCUGAUGCUCGUUCAGGUCAUUAUUGCAACUGAGUGGUUAAUACUGACAAUUGUCAGAGAUAACAAGUUGGCCUGCAGCUACGAGCCGAUGGAUUUUGCUAUGGCUUUGAUUUAUGUGAUGUUCCUGAUGGUAUUCACCAUGGGAUUUUCUCUUUUCACUCUCUGUGGAAAGUUUAAGAAAUGGAAGAAAAAUGGAGUAUGCCUCAUUAUAACCCUUUUUUUUUCCAUUCUGAUUUGGGUAGCCUGGAUGACUAUGUACCUCUUUGGUAAUGCUGAGCUGAAGAGAAGAGACCAAUGGAGUGAUCCCACUCUUGCUAUUGCACUGGUGUCCAGUGGUUGGGUGUUUGUUAUUUUUCAUGCCAUCCCAGAGGUCCACUGUACCAUCCUUCCAUCACAGCAGGAAAACACUCCCAAUUAUUUUGACACUUCACAGCCGAGGAUGCGUGAGACUGCUUUUGAGGAAGACAUACAGCUUCCUCGGAGCUACAUGGAAAACAAGGCCUUCUCAAUGGAUGAACACAAUGCAGCGCUGAGGACGGCAGGAUUCCGCAACGGCAAUUUGGGAAGCAGACCCAGCGCUCCUUUUAGAAGCAAUGUUUAUCAGCCAACUGAGAUGGCAGUUGUGCUAAAUGGUGGGACUAUACCAACUGCUCCGCCAAGUUACACUGGACGACACCUCUGGUGAAAGGCUGUAGGCUGUAGAGAGUAAGAAUCCUUGUUGCAGAUGUUGUUCCCUGGCAGUGUGUCUUUGAGGGAGGAAUCCAUAACAGUACCAGAACAAAGCAGCAAAACAUCCAGGAGUUUUUGAAAUCCUACAGAGGAUUUUGUCUAAAUGUGAACGCCACUGAACUGAGAACUGUCAGAACUAAAUUGUAAAACUGAAGCUGAAGCUAACUUCAGACAGAAGCAGGCACACCUUAAAUUGGAAGAGGAGGAUAUUGUAUUCUGAAAUGGAAGGUAUUCUCUUGUCUGUAACUAGUGUGUGAGGCAAGCCUGUUUUUGCUGUUUGCCAGUUGCUUGCAAAAUACCCUCCUCUCACCUCAACUUAAUGUUGCCACAAGAGAUUGCCACUACAGUGUGAAAACCUGCAGGAUUUCUUUCCAUCGUGCUCCUUUCCCCUCCAUUUCAAACGCCAUGAGAAGUACCUUGUUUGCUUCAUUGAGCUGUGCCGUAGAGCCGUGUAGCACCACGUGUAGCCAAGCAUCCUCACUGGGUGGCAACUAAUGACCAUUACACUGUAGGCUGACACUCUUUAAGGAGCUGGUGUAGGAAAUGCAGUUCUGGAGGGAUGAAAGGCCUAUGCCCCUUUCUUCUUUGUUACGGAGCUUCUUGGGGCAGAGAGAAGCAGCUCAGGUCCAGCACAGAGGCAGCUGCCUAGGAUGAUUCCCUGUUAUUCCAGCCGCAGCCCCGGGUGCGAGCAAAGAGCCGCCUGCUCUCACCUCUCCAGCAGCUGAAGCCAUGAAGUGACGCUUGGCAGGGACACACUUGUGAAAAGACUUAGCUGGGGAGAGAACCUGACUGGAGUUUGCCCGAAGGAGUUGGUCGUGGUUGUGGUUUAAAGGCAGUCCCCUCUAGUGCCCAAGCCAGAGGGUUCUGUUGGGCUAAUCUUGUCAAGCAAGAGAGUGGUGGCAGCUGAGCAGUGCUGACCACCUCUCAGGAGGAACUGGGCAGGAGAUGGGGUCAAGACCUCCCUUUCUAAUCCCUUUUUCAUAUGAGUAGUCCCCUUGACUGCAGUCGUUUGUGCAUUUCAAUGUGGUUGUGCAUUUCAGUGCCUAGCUUGUAGAGUCUCCGUGUGGGAGCUGAUUUGUUGUUGUUUUUUGAGGUUUUAAGCUGGUUUCUUCCCUACUUCUCCCCUCCUCUUUUUUGGGUUGACAUAAGGCAGACCUUCUCCAAGCUUUUCAUCUUUGUUUUCUCCAAGUUAUUUAAAAGGUUCCCAUUGCCCAUUGUUUGUGCCACAGUUUUCCAUCGUGUUGAAGCAAUCAUUCCUUUAUUUAACACUGACUACAUAUCGGACAUUGAAACCAUCAUUGUGUCCUCACUGUUUGGCCAACCUUAACCUUAGGGGUUUGUUCCCUUGAUACUAAAAGCUAAUUGUUUUUUUAACUUGAGGGCAUAGAAAACAUAUAACAAAUAAACUUUGCAUAUGCUGUAAUAAUAAUAAUAAUGAUGAUAAUUUUAAAGUUAAUAUAUUUUCAAACUAAAAGAGUACCAUAAAGUAAGUGACUGGCUCAGUAGCUUCACAGAAGGAAGCUACUUGCUGCAUACUGCAAACGAAAGACAAGGUUUUGUUUUUCCAGUCUUCCUGAUUCUUCAUGUACCUCCAUGUCUACUGGAUUAGGAACCUAGUCCUGCAGACUUGUACUCUCACGAGCAGUCCCAUCAGCACUCCCCAGUACAGAGGCUGCAAGACCAGUCCCUAAGGGUUGCACACAGGCAGAGAUGUGUGUAUAUAUAUAUACAUAUAUAUAUGUCUAUCUAUCUAUGAGGGAAAAGUAUCUAUUGCCAUUCCUGCCAUGAUCAUCUUACAGGCCUUUAUUUGAAAGCCCUUCUUUUCCAGAAGCACUGCUUUUCUGUCGUGCAUGAGUCAAGGAGCAUGUUAACUCCCCCCUGCUCUUCCCUCCUGGAGGCAAAGGAAGCAUGUGCUUGUUGUAGGGAUUGCUUAUUUCAUUUAGUAAGUAACUAGAUGGCCUUAGUAACCAAGUAGGGUAGGGGUGGGUACUGCAUGCUAGCCGGCGACUUAGAAAUGAACUCUGCUUGCUUUAAGCAAAGCUGUGAUGAACUAAGAUAACACUUCAGAUCAUGCUAGUUCCCCAGAAGAUGUGUCACUUGAAACAAUAACAAACCUGUUACCAUCAGUUGCCUGCAGAAUCUUGCUUUUGAAAACAAUGAAAAAGCCUGAACCCCUGAUGAAGUUCCUGUGAAAUCAGCUAAGAUGACCAUGGCAUAAAUGGUAGGGCAGCUUCCUUUUAAAAGGUUACUCAUGCUACAGCCAAGACGGGUGAAUUCCAACAGAUACUUUACAGACCUUGGACAAAA
Messenger RNA from Pogoniulus pusillus (Red-fronted tinkerbird), 3731 nucleotides. RefSeq names its product G protein-coupled receptor class C group 5 member B (gene GPRC5B). Gene Ontology annotation, molecular function: G protein-coupled receptor activity; protein kinase activator activity; protein kinase binding. Gene Ontology annotation, cellular component: signaling receptor complex; extracellular exosome; intracellular membrane-bounded organelle. Bases 202 to 1380 code for a protein of 392 amino acids. Gene Ontology annotation, biological process: G protein-coupled receptor signaling pathway. The record is from RefSeq and is a predicted model, not a curated record. NCBI's taxonomy places the organism in Eukaryota, Metazoa, Chordata, Aves, Piciformes, Lybiidae. The transcript is spliced from 4 exons.